Melanotaenia boesemani (Boeseman's rainbowfish) is the source of this 1570-nucleotide messenger RNA. Its product is annotated as CUB and zona pellucida-like domain-containing protein 1. Lineage: Eukaryota; Metazoa; Chordata; Actinopteri; Atheriniformes; Melanotaeniidae. The record is from RefSeq and is a predicted model, not a curated record.
AUGGUGGUGGACGACUACAACCACUACAACCACAACCACCAGUUCUUACCAAACUACAAGUCCACCAUACGUCAACACUCCUCCUCUCAGCCAACUGCCGCUGGCAGUUCUCUGUGCUUGUGGAGAUUGACAAUCGUCCUUCUAUGGGACUUCCAACCGGAUCACGUUCGUCUCAGUGACCCCACCAACACCGCCUGCAGCCUGGAGAGGUACUCCAACAGCACUCACAUCGUUGGUGUCAUCCCCCUCAACGCUUGUGGUACUCAGAUCGAGGAAGAUGAUGACAACCUCUACUUCAAGAAUGAAGUCACCACAGUGGAGGACGUCACUGGGUUGAUCACCAGGAAGCACCUGGUGGAGGCUCGCUUCUACUGCCAGUACCCCAAAAAGGGCAACGUGACCCUGGGCUUCACAGCACACAGAAAGAACGUCACGGUGUGGGAGAGAGGCUUCGGUACGUUCACCUACCAGUUUGAGUUCUACCCAGACAUCCAGUUCAGAACUAUGAUCGAUCCAAACUCGUACCCUCUGGAGUACGACAUCGGGAGCAGGAUUUACAUGCAGAUAGACGCCUCCUCCUCCAUCAACAACACCGUGAUGUUUGUGGACUCCUGCAGAGCUGCACCGUACGACAACCCCAACUACCAGCCAACCUACUCCAUCAUCGAGAACGGCUGCGCAGUGGACCCGACUGUUCAGAUCUAUCCCACCUACAAUGAGAAGCAGUUCAAGUUCAGCAUGGAGGCCUUCAAGUUCAUUGGCUUGCAUGACCAGGUGUACAUCAGCUGCUCAGUCAUGAUGUGUGAAGCAGGGAACCCCAACACCAGGUGCUCACAGGGAUGUGUGAACUCCACAUCGUUGGGCAGUCACAUGCACUACCAUCGUAAGAGAGAGGCUGUCAUCCAGAGCGGCGAGCACUUCGUUUCCCAGGGUCCCCUGCGUCUGAAGCGGGCAGCAGACUCCAGGAUCGGAGGCUCAGACAUCAGCCUGAACCUGAACCUGGUUUUCAUCGCUGGAUGUCUUCUUGCUGCGGUUGGCAUGGUCUGUGGUGUGGUCCUGUACAAAACCAAGACGUCAAGGGUCAAGUACCGCCUCUGCCCUCAUGUGAAAGCUAAAACUGCAGCGUGUACCAGCUCAAAAAUUUUACCUGCUUUUAUUAUUCUAAUGUCAGAUUUUGGGUUUGUGGUUUAUUUAUUUUCUCGUCUACAUUUAAGCUGAUUAAUGAUAUUUUAACAUCUUGAAGUGUGAAUCCAGCUGUUUUCAUUUAAGCUAAAAGAAGAAAUCAGUGUUUGUGCAUCUGGAAAACCAAAGAUUUCUUCCACUCUGAUUCUGCUGUUAAACACAACAAGGUGAUUGAAAACUAUCCUGAUUAAUAAAUCUAACUUCUUAUCCAAUUAAAAUUACUUCUAUUAGUAGAGCAAAAAAUGUGUAUAAUUACUUAUGAGCCUAUUUUGUGUGUGUGUUUAAUCAUUUUAGGUAUUUUCUGUACAAACUCUGUGUUCAGGUGGAUUUAAAAAUACUGUUGUCCUGUUUGUUUUUAUGUGUUUUCCAUAAAUUGACCACUUACAAA